Messenger RNA from Meloidogyne enterolobii, 489 nucleotides. The record is from the annotation of a GenBank genome assembly. Lineage: Eukaryota; Metazoa; Nematoda; Chromadorea; Rhabditida; Meloidogynidae.
AUGCAAAUAACUGAGGAUAUUUUAGCUGUUUUAGUUACUUUUGAAAAAGAAUUACAAAAAGAAAUAAAAGAGGAAGAUAAAACAAAAAAUAUUAAACAAAAUUCUAAACAAAUUUUGAAUAAUUCAAAUAAAUUAAAACAAGAAUUUGAUAUCCCUAAAGGAAGAUCAACAAAAAGACGAAAUCCUGACAGUUAUGGAGAGGAAGGAAAUUAUAAUACAGGGAAGAAUGAAUAUAUUGUAGAUGAAGAAGAGAAAGGUGAAAUUGAAGAAGAGGAUAAUGAGCAACAAGAACGUCUAAGAAUUAAAGAUUUGCCUUUUUUGAGGGGUGCAAGUCCAGAUGUAAUUGAUUUAUUUCGAAAAGUUAUUGAUGAUCCAGAAUUUCCUACAGAAAAACGUAGACUGGAAGAAAUUCAAUUACUGGCAGUUUCUUACUUGAAUGCUCGACAAUUAGCCAAAUUCGAUGCAUGGGCAACAACGAGGAGAAAGUGA